Molecule: messenger RNA, 894 nt
Organism: Dicrocoelium dendriticum
Lineage: Eukaryota; Metazoa; Platyhelminthes; Trematoda; Plagiorchiida; Dicrocoeliidae
Source: the annotation of a GenBank genome assembly
AUGGGAGCUAUUCAGUCGCUCCAGUUUCUACAGAAACGGAUGCAACACUUUGUGACCAGUCUCAUACCAAACUAUUUGAAGGCAGGAGUGUACGAGGAGUCCGGAUUAAGUCCUCUAGAAAAUCCAACGAACGGGCUCCAGAAUGUGGGGAGAAUUCACACUUUCAUUCGCGUUUACAGUCAACGCCCGCACACAUGUGAACACUGUACGAAGUCCUUUUCUGAGAAGGAAACGCUGCGAAAACAUGUCAACUCUGUCCACUUAGGUCAACGCCCGCACACAUGUGAACACUGUGCGAAGUCGUUUGCUGAGAGGGACACGUUACGAAAACAUGUCAACGCUGUACAUUUGAAACAACGCCCUCAUACGUGUGAGCACUGUUCUUCUUCGUUUUUUCGAAAGUGGCAAUUGCAAAACCACUUCAACUCUGUUCACUUACAUCAACGUCCAUUUACAUGUGAGCACUGUGCCUCUUCGUUUACUACAAAGCACCACAUGCAACUGCACAUCAGAGUUGUUCAUUUGAAGCAACGCCCUCAUAAAUGUGAACAAUGUGAUAGGGCAUUCCCUAGGAGGUGCAAUUUGGAAAAACACCGCUUAACCUUUCAUUCGGGCGGAAACCGUGUAUGUCGUGGAAUAGAGGAGCGGGACCAACGCCCUUUUAAGUGCGACCAGUGUAGAUGGUCAUUUACUCAGAAGGGCAAUUUGCAAAGGCACAUCAGAAGGUUUCAUUUGGAUAAAUCGGGGAUCGAAAGUAGUUGAAUCACUGAACAAGUCCACACUUUCUUCGCAUCGCAUUUGGCUCACACCGUAACUCAUAUUUCUGCUUUUGAUAUAUGUGACAAUUUACUUAAUUUCACCAUAUACUUGUAAUUAAACUCAUUUGUGACUUCC